AUGACUCAACAGUUACUGCACCUGCGCACUGACACAAACCCCAUUCUUAGCCGACACAAACGAAACUUGCGCCAGCAGCAAUGUCACCCUCACCUAUAUAUUUUCAUACAAUAUUGUUUACCGCCAUUUGAUUUUUUUUUCUUUCUAGCAUUUUGUUUCUUUUUCACCUUUUCUUCGUUUUUGAAACGUGAUAUUUAUAUAUUUUUGUUUUCUCUUUUUUAUUCAUCUUUUUUUUAUUUUGCUCUUCCUUUCAUCUUUUUCACUUUCAAAGAUUUUUUUAUUAAAGCCAUUUUCUCAUUUUCUUUGUUCUUUUCACUUUCACCUUUCUUUUUUUAUAUCCCUUCUUUAUUUUUCUCCUUUUCUUUUUUUUUUUUUUGUUUCUUUUUCGUUAAGAUCUUUGCUAUCAUUUUUUUUUUCGUUAUUCAUAUUUCCUCUGUUUCUUUUUUCGUAUAUCUGUCAUUUCUUUGUUUUCUUUCUUCGUUACCUUUUCUUUUCACCCUUUUUUAUCAUAUCUCUUUCUUUAUCAUUUUUCCUUUUUUUUUCUCUUUUUUUUCUCUGUUUAAAGUCUUUUUUUUUUCUUCUUUCUGUCCUCUUUGUUUUUUUUUUCAACAUCACUUUGUCUUUUUCAUUUCUUUCUUCUCGUCUUUAUCUGCUUUUUCUCACUUUUCGUUGUUAAUAUCUCAUUCUUGGUCUUCAUCUUUUUUCCUCUUUUUAAUUAUUCGUAGAUUUCUUUCUAUUUUCUUUCCUGUUUUGCUUUAUUCUAAUCUCUUUCAAUCUUUCCUUUUUUCUUCUCUGUUCAAAUCUCUUUAUUUUCCUCAUUUUUGUUCUUUUUUUUUCAUCUUUUCCGUUUCUUCUCAUCUCUCCCAUUUGCACUCUCAGCUGCCUUUCUUUAACCCCUCUUUAGACUUUCUUCUUAUCUCUCUCUGUUCAUAUCCUUGUCCUCUAACUACCCUAUUCCUUCGCCUCCUGCUCCCUGUUUUUUAG
Messenger RNA from Acanthosepion pharaonis, 984 nucleotides. The record is from the annotation of a GenBank genome assembly. NCBI's taxonomy places the organism in Eukaryota, Metazoa, Mollusca, Cephalopoda, Sepiida, Sepiidae.